GUUCUUCCCAGUGAUCCGUUCCGUCAGUGUCGUCGUUUCCAGGAAAGCGAGGAAGUAUCCUCGAGUCGGAAAGGCUGUCCCUCCCUCUGUCUAUUUCUUUCUCCUUCUUCUUCUUCUUCUUCGUCUUCGACCAGUCCACUGCAGAAGGAGCGAGAUGCAUGGCCGCUCAGACUCGUACAGGGUCGCAACGCUACCGAAAAUACGCGACGACAACAAAACAGCCGAUGGGAUGUACAAGUCGCGGCGGAAGAAUCCAAAACGGAGAACGGACAAUUUAGAGGACCUGAAGCAGGAGCUGGACAUUGACUUCCACAAAAUUACACCCGAGGAACUAUAUCAGAGAUUUCAGACGCACCCCGAAAACGGCCUCAGCCAUGCGAAGGCAAAAGAGAAUCUAGAGAGGGACGGUCCAAACUCGCUGACACCGCCGAAACAAACGCCCGAAUGGGUCAAAUUCUGUAAAAAUCUGUUCGGAGGUUUCGCGUUACUGUUGUGGAUCGGCGCGAUCCUCUGCUUCAUCGCGUACUCGAUUCAAGCAACGACCAGCGAGGAUCCAAAUGACGACAAUCUGUACCUGGGUAUCGUGUUAGCGGCGGUGGUCAUAGUUACAGGCAUAUUCUCGUAUUACCAGGAAAGCAAAUCCAGCAAGAUUAUGGAAUCGUUCAAGAACAUGGUACCGCAGAUCGCGACUGUAAUUAGGGAAGGUGAAAAACUGACAUUGAAAGCGGAAGAACUGGUACUUGGAGACGUCGUGGAUGUUAAAUUCGGCGAUCGUAUCCCGGCCGAUAUCCGUAUCAUUGAAUCGAGGGGCUUCAAGGUGGACAACAGCUCUCUGACCGGUGAAUCCGAGCCGCAAUCCAGGUCUCCAGAAUUCACGAACGAAAACCCAUUAGAAACAAAAAAUCUCGCAUUCUUCUCGACAAAUGCCGUUGAAGGAACCGCAAAGGGUGUUGUGAUCUGCUGUGGUGAUCAAACUGUAAUGGGAAGGAUUGCUGGUUUAGCGUCCGGCCUUGAUACCGGCGAAACUCCGAUCGCUAAGGAAAUCCACCAUUUCAUCCAUCUGAUCACAGGCGUAGCUGUAUUCCUUGGUAUUACUUUCUUCCUUAUCGCCUUCAUUCUUGGUUACCAUUGGCUCGACGCUGUUAUCUUCUUGAUUGGUAUUAUUGUGGCUAACGUACCGGAGGGUUUGCUAGCGACUGUGACUGUGUGCCUGACGUUGACCGCCAAACGUAUGGCGUCCAAGAAUUGCUUGGUUAAGAACUUGGAGGCAGUGGAAACCCUGGGCUCGACAUCGACCAUCUGCUCUGACAAGACUGGCACACUCACACAGAAUCGUAUGACCGUUGCUCACAUGUGGUUCGACAAUCAGAUCAUCGAAGCUGACACGACAGAAGAUCAGUCUGGACUUCAAUACGAUCGUACCAGCCCUGGAUUCAAAGCUCUGGCAAAAAUCGCUACCCUGUGCAACCGUGCCGAAUUCAAAGGUGGUCAAGAAGACAAGCCUAUCCUGAAAAGAGAAGUGAACGGCGACGCUUCGGAAGCUGCUCUGUUGAAAUGUAUGGAACUUGCUCUUGGUGACGUUAUGGGCAUUAGGAAACGCAACAAGAAAGUCUGUGAGAUUCCGUUCAACUCUACCAACAAGUAUCAAGUUUCUAUCCACGAAUCGGACAACCCAGACGAUCCUCGACAUCUUCUCGUGAUGAAGGGUGCGCCAGAAAGAAUUCUUGAUCGUUGCUCGACUAUCUUUAUCGGUGGUAAGGAAAAAGUACUUGACGAAGAGAUGAAGGAGGCAUUCAACAACGCUUACUUGGAACUUGGUGGCCUUGGUGAACGUGUACUCGGUUUCUGCGACUUCAUACUGCCGUCCGACAAAUUCCCGAUCGGCUUCAAGUUCAAUUGCGACGACCCCAACUUCCCGGUUGAUGGACUCCGCUUCGUGGGCCUGAUGUCUAUGAUCGACCCGCCCAGGGCUGCGGUGCCCGACGCGGUUGCCAAGUGCCGUUCCGCCGGCAUCAAGGUCAUCAUGGUAACCGGUGACCAUCCGAUCACUGCCAAAGCCAUUGCCAAAUCUGUCGGCAUCAUCUCUGAAGGUAACGAGACCGUCGAGGACAUUGCUCAACGGCUGAAUAUCCCGGUAUCCGAAGUCAAUCCUCGCGAAGCUAAAGCCGCCGUUAUCCACGGAACCGAACUCAGGGAACUGAACUCCGACCAACUGGACGAGAUCCUCAGGUAUCACACCGAAAUUGUGUUCGCCCGUACCUCGCCACAGCAGAAGCUCAUCAUCGUCGAAGGCUGCCAACGAAUGGGUGCUAUCGUCGCUGUAACUGGUGACGGUGUGAACGAUUCUCCUGCGUUGAAGAAGGCCGACAUUGGUGUAGCCAUGGGUAUUGCUGGUUCUGACGUGUCCAAGCAAGCAGCUGACAUGAUUCUGCUCGAUGACAACUUUGCCUCGAUCGUGACCGGUGUCGAGGAGGGUCGACUGAUCUUCGACAACCUGAAGAAAUCCAUCGCGUACACCCUCACCUCGAACAUCCCCGAGAUCUCACCUUUCCUGGCGUUCAUCCUUUGCGACAUUCCUCUGCCUCUUGGUACCGUCACUAUUCUCUGCAUCGACUUGGGAACGGACAUGGUGCCAGCCAUCUCACUUGCCUACGAGGAGGCAGAGAGCGAUAUUAUGAAGCGACAUCCACGAAACCCCUUCACUGACAAGCUAGUUAACGAAAGGCUUAUUUCGAUGGCGUAUGGUCAGAUUGGUAUGAUCCAGGCAGCCGCCGGCUUCUUCGUCUACUUCGUAAUUAUGGCUGAAAACGGAUUCUUGCCGCUGCAUCUUUUCGGCAUUCGAAAACAAUGGGACUCCAAGGCUAUCAAUGAUCUUCGUGACAGCUAUGGCCAGGAAUGGACAUACAGGGAUCGUAAGACACUUGAAUUCACCUGCCACACAGCAUUCUUCGUUUCGAUCGUUAUCGUUCAGUGGGCCGAUCUGAUCGUUUGUAAGACGCGACGUAAUUCCAUCAUCCACCAGGGAAUGAGAAACUGGGCCCUGAACUUUGGUUUAAUAUUUGAGACCGCCCUCGCCGCGUUCCUAAGCUACACACCCGGCAUGGACAAGGGUCUCCGCAUGUUCCCUCUUAAAUUCGUCUGGUGGCUGCCCGCCCUUCCCUUCAUGUUCGCCAUCUUCAUCUACGACGAGACGAGACGAUUCUACCUCCGCCGGAAUCCAGGAGGCUGGCUCGAGCAAGAAACUUACUAUUAAACGCGAAGAAAAAUUUAAUCAUACACGCAGAGCGCGCGCGCAAGAGUUACAAGAGCGAGAGAUGCAGAGAGAAUGAUGAGAGAAAGAGAGUGUGAGAUAUGCAUAUUACCUACGCAGAUAUACACCGAGAAACUAAUAACUAAAAAAUGAGCAAAAAAAAAUAUACGAAACAAAACCAAAAAAACAAAAAAACAUGAAACAACCAAACAAUGGGGAAAAAAAAGAUGAAAACGUUAAAAAUCACUCACGUUAAAUACACACACACACAUAUUUUACCCAUGGGGCGUGCUAUUCGGGUCUAACCGUACUGUCGCGUGAUGAUGAUAUUAUUUUAGAUGGGGACAAUUCGCAUCAGCCGAGCCGAAUCGUCGAACGAACCAUCGCCAUAGUCAUUACAAUAUAGAGUGUCUUGCUGUUGUUUUACUGAACAAACAAUAAAAAGCGCUUCUCGCGUGGGAGUAGAUAAGUGGCUUGCGAGCACUCUCGUUAGAUGGUAUGUGAAGUACAAAACAAGAACGAAAUACGAAGUGAAAGAAAGAAAAGGAAGGAGAAAAAAGAAGAAGUUAUAUGAGUAAAGUAAAAAGAAGAAAACGUUCGUCGUUCUGGCUCUGCGAGUUGCUUGCACGCGCGUGCCGGUGUAUCAUUAAACAGAGAGUUCGUCGUUCGAGAAACAUCGAAGGAAUCGACGAAGAAACAAUAAAGGGUUCUACGAGCAACGUCGUCGGGAAGACUUCGAACUUCCGGGUACACACACGUCUGAUAUGAUUCACGAGGUUUAUAGGGAUUAGUGCUGCCAUCUGAUCAUCGACGAUAAAGAAGAAGUACAUAAAUAGUAGGGCCUAAGACACGAGAAUAAGAAGAAAAAGAAGAAAAACGGCGUCGAAUGGAGUCAUCGAGGAGAAAAGAGACUGUAUGAAAAGUACAAGCCCGGCAAUGGACACCCGUGUAUCUUUUUGGAAACGGAGGGAUACUGAAAAUGGCGACAAAUCGUCGGAUAACGCGCACGUCCGUAUGAACGUCGACGGGUGUACGACAUAAAUGAAUCUUUUAGAGAAAAAAAAAGCGGAUAACUUAGCAUCGAUGGAGCAUUCCGUUAGAUGUCUUGUGAUAUCAGAGAAAAAAAUAUUCAUAUAGGCAUCCCGUUAAGUAAAGGAGCAAAAGAACACUGCGUUAGAUUGGCACGCCCUUGUUAAGAGUUAAAAAAAAAAGAAUUAAAAAAUGCAAUACAGGUACAGCAAGAAUAUAGAAGUAAUGGAAGCGCGUUUACAGUACUCAUUAUUAUUCUUAUUACAAGUAAUGUCGUUCGGUUCGAGUCUUUAAAAUCCGAGUAGCUGUCGAAGAAGCCAGAAGUCGCAUCGUGUAGAUAUUCUAGUAGUUUGUGAGUCUCUGCAUGAGAACUGCUACGCGAAUGAAGAGAACGGGCCAGGAUUGGACUGCUAAAGAAAGAAAGCUGAAAAUGAGAAUGCGAAAGGAAGAAAAGAGAAGAAAGAAGAAAGAUAUUAGACGCGUGGGGGCGAGCACGGGGAACGAAGACGGCAAACAGACAGUAUAAUAAGUAACUAUCAACUGAAUCACUACCAACGGAAGAGAAUACAUAAACUAGAUAAACGAAGAAACAAAGAAGAAGACGGACAUAGUAAGAAUAGAGAAGAUACACGUUAUUUAAGUUGCGCGCGAGCAAAUGGUAAAGCGGUGGUCACGGUUUUGGGAGCCACUGAACUGGACAACCUACGCGUACCACCGACGAAACUGGACAAAUAAAUUACAGAAAUGUUAUUGAUUAAAAGAAAAGAAGAAAAGACGAGCUGAGUAGACAUGCAAGAAUUCAAAAUAGUCGCGCUACUCUGGGAGCUAUGUGGUUUCCAUGGGUGAGGGCGCUAUGAUAGUCGAGGUAACAGGAUAUUAAAAAAUGCUAGUAGAGGAUGGUAAUGAUGUAGGAAAAGCACAGAGUGGAAACGAGAAAAAAAUACAGACAGAUGAAAAACAGUAAAAAAAAACAUUCUUACUUAGGCGAAACUAAAAGUAAAGGAAAAAAAAAAAGGUAUAAAUUCAUUCUCUUAGUUUCUUCAUAGGUUUAAAAACGCCAGCGGGACAGCUCGCUAUAAAUCAUAUUGACCCCCGAACGCAGAACGCCCUGUACCACCAACCCGCGGUCUGUCGUGUGUAUGUGUGUGUCAGUAUCGAAACAACGCCCCUUCGAAUUUUGUAGGAGCAACAACAAGCCACCACCAACAAUACAAAAAGAAAAAUCUAAAAAAAAAUAUGAACAAAACGAACGAAGGUGACUUAAAAUGCCUGCCACGCGACUUUUCGGGCCGGGACGAUCCGAGACGUGCGAUCAUAUCAGGUUUUAUUUCGAGCUUCUUCGAUGUGAAAAAAACGCAUACCAACAAAAAUUCGUUUUCGUUUCUCUUUUUGCCUAUAUAUCGAUUUUGAAUCCUUGUUGCUCGCUUUCGCGGCUUUUCGAUGUGUACGCGCGCGCAUGCGCUGGCAACGUCGGUGAAGAGGGCGCUUCGUUUCGAGCGGAGAACCGGGGCGAAGCGUAGGUAAUGACAAACUCGUUUGUCGAAUAAAUUUCAUCGUCGUUUGCCAUAAUUGCGACGAUACCCCGAAAUCAACGAACAGCCUCGAUGUGUUUACCACGUUCUCUGGUUCCUCUGUUCCGCGCGAAUCAAGGCGAACGGACCGUCGAGGAUUCAGGUAGACGAAGGGUGACGCUCGCUCGGCGGCCCUGGCCCCAAAACUACCCUAAGUGUUCAAUAAUCGAGGUGUUCUCGAGGUGCCGUACACGCGUAACACGUUCUUCGCUUGCCAAUCCCGCCGAAUUUUACCAUGUUCGCGAAUAUAAGAAAGAAAUAUAUAUUCCAAGGGCUACGACUAUCCUCCAGCCCUUCCGAUGAAUUUUCUCUGUUGUGCGCGCGAGGGGCUGGUUGAAUUAUUCGGUCCCGUUCACAAACACGUAACCACCAUGUUGAAUUUUGAAUAAUCGAAUUCAAUUUAAAAAAUUCGGUAGGACCGGCGAAGCUUUAACUGAAUCGUUUUUUGAGACACGUGGAUCGUCAUUCAAAUCCAACCGAUAACUCUUUGAAAGAAACCGGGACAGGAAAGAAAAAAGUGAGAGGGAAAAACAGAUAGAGGGCAGCAGUGUACCGUCGCGUUGCUCGUCGAACUCCGACUUUGAUUACACACCGACAAAAAAGUACAUACGAAAUGAUCACAUUAAAAAAACGUCCCCAGUUCUCUUCUUCUUCGCGGAAGAGGAAGAUGCUCGAAAAUUGUCGAAAUAAAAAACAUGAAUCAGUCGUUACAGUGCUAGAAGUUGAGAAGCAGAGAGAUGUUCAAUGUUAUGCCAGUUAAUUCCGUUUUUCAUGGUGUUUCUUGGUUUCGCGUUGCGGGACAGUGUAUACCGAUAGCUCCGUGUGUGUGUUAUCUAGAAAGAUCGAUCAUUCCUGUCACAACGAAAUCGAACCAAACAAAAAGAAAAGAAAAGAAAAACAAAAAAUGGGAAACAGAUUGCCUUCAGCGGAUCCCCGUGUUUUGAGAUAGGACGCGAACGAAAAGAAGAAAGAUAGAAUCGGAAAGAAGAGAGAUCGAGGAGUGAUAGCGAGGUAUAAGCAUGGCGGUAGGGGGGAUGAUGCAUUGGCCCAUUCAUUUCAGUAAAAUCGCUCCCGACAUGGGUACCGGAGCUGGAUCGGAGGAUCCGUGGUUUGUCGACAGGGUGUUCCGUGCCCGGGGGGCGUAGGAGCCCAAAAAAAAUGCUUUGCCGUCGUGCGCCUCUUUACUUUAGGCAAAUAAUUUAAACAUUAAUAAUAUAAUAAUAAUAAUUAUAAUAUAAUACAUGUUACAAUAAGAUAUUAUUAGAUGUAAUUAUUAUAUAUGGUUUAGUCUAGAUCGUGUUGUUGAAGAAAAAAAACAAAGUACGUAUAAGCGAACAAAAAAAAAAGAGAACAAAGAUAAAGAUAUGAAAAGUAUAACGACGACGAUGACGAGAGUAAGGGAGAGAGAGAGCGCGCGAGAGAGAGAAAAAAUAGAAAAUCAAGGAAAAGUGGCGAUGAGAGGAAAAAAUAUUCGGUCUAAGACCAUAAUAUCUUGCGGCGGACUGAGCGGGACACAAACGAGAGAAUCCGCUUUUGCUUCGUUCUGUGCGCGUGGUACAUCGAUCUUUUAUUUCUUUCUCUUUUAUAUAUAUAUAUUCUUUUUCUCUUUUUUUUUUCUUGAAACGCGUCAUAUUUAGAGAUACAUACAUCUUCAGUGAUCCUUUUACGUACGAAACCGUGUUUUUCUUUUCUUCUUUGUUUUCUUUUCGCUACGUUUCCGGUUACGCGGAUGGAUUUGCGGCUAUAUUGUAUUCCCUCGUUUCGGCGACGCCAUCGUUUUCUUCUCACUUGUAUUACACCCGCGGAUUCAUAGGAAAAGACAAUCCUCGGUAAACGAGUCGCAAAUCUUUUCGUGUUCUGCAAACGGGUAACCUCGCCAAAAACAACGCAAUCGUCGCAAAACUGGUUUUUCGGGUGAAUCGGCGUACAAGAGCGGGAGAAAAAGAGAAAUGUGUGAAUGUGGGCGAGAGAUCGUGUGUUUUAAUAUAACGGAUUCUUCGCUUUUCUGUUGCCGCGAUCGAACACAAUAAUAAUUGGCAGUAAAAUAUUCAAGUUCAAAAAAUAAAAUCAAAAAUCUGGGAAUUGAGGAGGAGAUAAAAAAGAAAACAAAUGCUUAAAAUAAUAAAGAACAGUGUCACGAGAAUUCUGUGAAACGUCGCCCCUGCACAGCCCGCCACAUCACAACAGAAUCAUUGAAUGAUUAAAAUAUAAACAAAAAAAAAAAAAAUAAAUGAUGUUUUAUUAAUAUUGUACAUAUUUUAAAUAACUGCAGACGGACAAACGGAUCGCGCAUGAACGGUGACCCACGAGAAGGUGGUCUGUUUAAAUGGUCCGCCUUUUCCAUACGGGUUUCAUACUCUUUUUCUGUUUUUCGUUUUAGCGCCGCAUAUAUGAUACACACUCCACACACAUACACACCACACACGCUGAGAGACAUGUGCGAACAUAGAGAGAGAUAUACACACGUACACGCUCAGAGAUAAAUGAAAAGAAAAUGUACACCGCUCUACCAAACAAUCUCUUCUGAUUGACGAUUCCUUUCAUAUUGAUUAUUCUGUAAGUUCUGUUUUCACACGUGAAUUACAUUAAGGAAGAAACGAGAGACAUUGUCCAACCCAAGUGUCAUUACUUUUGAUGUUAAAUAAAAAAUACAUAAUUAAUAAA
This is a messenger RNA of Bombus pascuorum, 8514 nucleotides long. RefSeq names its product sodium/potassium-transporting ATPase subunit alpha (gene Atpalpha). Gene Ontology annotation, molecular function: ATP binding; ATP hydrolysis activity; P-type sodium:potassium-exchanging transporter activity. Gene Ontology annotation, biological process: sodium ion export across plasma membrane; intracellular potassium ion homeostasis; intracellular sodium ion homeostasis. Lineage: Eukaryota; Metazoa; Arthropoda; Insecta; Hymenoptera; Apidae. The transcript is spliced from 10 exons. Bases 155 to 3253 code for a protein of 1032 amino acids. Gene Ontology annotation, cellular component: membrane. The record is from RefSeq and is a predicted model, not a curated record.